Messenger RNA from Hylaeus volcanicus, 1661 nucleotides. Its product is annotated as mitochondrial sodium/calcium exchanger protein-like. NCBI's taxonomy places the organism in Eukaryota, Metazoa, Arthropoda, Insecta, Hymenoptera, Colletidae. The record is from RefSeq and is a predicted model, not a curated record. Gene Ontology annotation, biological process: transmembrane transport; intracellular calcium ion homeostasis; monoatomic cation transport. The coding region runs from base 88 to 1629 and encodes 513 amino acids. Gene Ontology annotation, cellular component: membrane. The transcript has 8 exons. Gene Ontology annotation, molecular function: calcium:sodium antiporter activity.
AGGAUAACGUCGGCGUACAUACGGGGGGCUCACUCGAACGGCCGGAAAUAAAAUAUUAAAUGGAGCGGAUGACGAGAAGCAACAUCAAUGUUGUUCCGUGUCCGGAAAUCAAGUAUCGAGCAGCCUCGAUCGUCCUUCUGCCCGUCACUAGCGGUGAUCGCCGAUGUAAUGCGGCUGUCGGAAAAUAUAGCGGGAGUGACGAUAUUGGCAUUCGGAAAUGGGGCUCCUGACAUCUUCACGUCCAUCGUAUCGGGCAGCGACGAAGGGAUAAUAAUGUUCACGGAAUUAAUCGGUGCCGGUGUCUUCGUGACGGCGAUCAUCGCUGGCUCUGUUGCAGUGGUCAAGCCUUUUCGAGUCAACCUAAAGCCUCUCAUGAGGGACGCCUGCUUCUACAUAAUCUCGGUCUGCUGGAUCAGCUACGUCGUGCGAGACGAGACUAUUCACCUUUGGGAAGCUUGUAGUUUCAUUCUCUGCUACGUGUUGUUCAUCGCAGUGGUGGUAGCAAUGCAGGUGUACGACAACAGGGAGGCGAGCCUCAAAAGCAGGAUCCCAAGUGUACCAGAUCCAGACGUCCUGCGCGCUUACUUGGCGAACAAGGAUACAGCGACCAUUCCUAAGAUUCCCAUGAGAAAACGUGCUUAUGGCCUGAGAACCAAGCUGGAUGUCGCGAUUGCCACGGAGUUGAAAAGGGAGAAAGGGCGCACGAAUGUGAGAAUAGCGGAAUCGGAAGAAGAAGAAAACGUUGAUAGACCGGAAGGUCUCUUCAGAGAAUUCCUGUACGAUAUUAAUCCGAUAGGCAGAGAGGAUUGGGUGAAUGCAAACCGGAUCUUUAAAUUUAUUUUAAUUAUCCGUGCACCUGUCAUGUUCUUACUUCAGUUAUUUAUCCCACUUGUGAACCCGACUGCCGCAAAGAAAGGCUGGUCCAAGCUGCUAAAUUGCUUCCAGCUGUGUGUGACACCGACGUUGGCAUUGUUUCUAUUAAACGCCUGGUCCGGACACAUUGGCCCUGUUCCAGUACUGCCGAUAUUCCUCGUUCUUGGCACUGCAUUUGGUGUAACUGUGUUUCUAAUAACCCACGUGGAUCGCAUACCGAAGUACCAUAAUGUUUUUGCAUUUACGGGAUUUCUGGCCGCCAUGCUGACGGUCUAUUUGGUAGCCGGGGAGGUGAUGGCAGUUCUCCAAUGCGUAGGAUACGCUUUCAGUAUAUCAGAUGCCAUGCUCGGUAUCACGUUCCUUGCGUGGGGCAACAGCGUGGGCGAUAUGAUAUCAAAUAUUGCCAUAGCCAGGCAGGGAUUUCCACGAAUGGGAUAUGCAGCCUGUUUUGGCGGGCCGAUGUUCAAUACACUGUUGGGAUUAGGACUAACUUACGGAAUAGCUGCCAGUCAACACCCGAAUCACCGUACGAAGAUGAGAAUGAGCGACAUGGCACCUGGCUGUUUCGCUUUCCUGUUGUGCUCGUUAUUAGCUUCUAUUAUUUAUUUAAACAUUACGGGUGCCGUGGCUCGAAAGUCGUAUGGAUAUUUGUUGUACUCUUUAUACUUUGUGUUUAUUCUGAUUCAGUUUUUGAGCGAAUUCCGAAUAAUUCACCCUCUUGGCACUGACCAUCGACCAGAGGAUAAUAUUGAUUAGAGUUUUUAACGAAUGACAGCGUAAGAUCAUAU